CAUCAUCUUCAUCAUCUUCAGCCAUUUUGUUAGAGGUGUUGACAUUCAACCGCUGAGUUCGAAAUUUCGGACGAGCUAACGAGUGGCUAAAUACGUUAGCUCCGGCAAAAUGGCGGCGAACACGGCACAGCAAACCCCGACCCAAAACUGGCCCUAUGGUAGUAAUUCAAGUGGAGAAGGCCAAGUCCAUGAGAACCCAGAAUGGGAAAAAGCCAGACAGGCUUUAGCCUCCAUCAGUAAAAGUCAGAACUCUACCAAGACAUCACCAACCAAUCGCACUAACCAACAGGCCGGACCUUAUCAGGCAACAGACUCUUCUGCAAUGCAGCAACAACAGCAGCAGCAAUACUAUCAACAGUGGUAUCAACAGAACCAACAACAGUAUCCUGGUUACCCAUAUCCCUAUAACUACUACUACCCCAUGCCUCCGUAUGGAGGACCAUAUCCUCCAGGACAGUAUGGUGUUCCAGGGGGCUACCAGACACCAACUACCCCCACUGGACAGGCCCCUGCCAUGCCUAUGAUGGAAGAUCAGUCCUCCAACUAUUCGUCCCAGCCCCCUCCUCCUGCAACCCCUCAACCACCCCCUCAGAGUCCUACAUCCACUGACCAGCCCCCGCCCCCUCCUCCACCCCCUAUACCUCCCCCACCCAAUGCCCAGUACCCCCCUCCACCAUCCCAGACCCCCUACAGCCCUAAUGGUACCCUGCCAUACAGCCCCACUGAUUCAAACCCUAUGAUGCAGGGCUACAAUUCAGGGCAGAUUCGGCCAGGGUACCAGGGUUACCAAACUCCAUCAUAUCAGUCUCCUCAGCAGCAGGCUCCAGGACAGGGUCCAUACGGAGGCCCAGGCAGGGUUGAUGCUAAGAAACCUAAUAAUAACAAUAUGAACAAAGGUGGCCAGCAGCUGUGGCAACGCAUGAAACAGGCUCCUGGAGCUGGUGCUGUCAAAUUUAAUAUACAAAAACGCCCAUACGUCAUGGCCAAUCAGAACUUCCCUUUAGGUGAUCAGGUCCCUGGAUUGGCUUCCCCCAAUGCAAAUCCACCACCUGGGACUGUUGCUACAACCUCUACCACUUCCACAGGAAGCGCUCAAACUCGGCCUCAGGACUGGCCACAGGCCAUGAAAGAGUAUGUACAGCGCUGCUUCACAGCCUGCGAAUCUGAAGAGGAUAAGGACCGAACAGAAAAAGUCUUGAAAGACCUUCUGCAGUCCAGACUACAGGAUGGCUCUGCUUACACCAUCGACUGGACCAGAGAACCACUGCCAGAUUUGAAGCCGAAGCAGUCUCGCUGGGAGGCGGUUCCUCAGCGUUCUCAGGAGAAUGCUAUUGGGAGAGGUGGAGCCACCCGUGGCAGAGGCGGGGCCAGGUUGGGUAACUACAGAAAUGUCUUUUCUCAAAGAAGCCCCUCUUCCAGCUCCUCCCGCUCAUCCCGCUCCUCGUCACGAUCCCCGUCGCCUCACGGUCGACACAGGGACAGAAGUAGACAUCAUCGCAGUGACUCUGGGUCUCAGUCAGACAGCAGCAUGUCAAGUGAUCCUCGACUUCCACUGUCCCGGCGUCAACAAAAGGCCGGCCGAGGCCGUGGGGGAGAAAGGGAUCGAGGUAGAGGAGCUGCGGGAGAGAGAGGCAGAGGAAGAGGCAAAGCAAACAGAGGGCGAAGGAAUAUGGAAGACCUCGCCUGCGGUGUUGGUAAAAAGCGGAAAGGAGGCAAUGCAGGGCUUGACUUUCACGACCCAAAUCGCGAAGCGAAGAAGCAGAGCCGUGCAGCACGCUUCCACACUAAACUGCGCACUGAGCCCCUGGUGCUAAAUAUCAAUGUUUUCGACCUCCCCAAUGGCACCCAAGAGGGACUGAGUUGGGAUGAAUGCCCCAUAGUUGGCACCUGCCAAGACAUCACCAAAAACUACCUGCGCCUAACCUGUGCCCCUGACCCUGCAACCGUCAGACCCGUAUCUGUUUUGCGAAAGUCCCUGAUUGCAGUUAAAUCUCAUUGGAAAACCAAUCAGGAUUACUUGUACGCAUGUGAACAAAUGAAGUCAAUACGACAGGAUCUCACUGUUCAAGGUGUGCGUACGGACUUCACCGUGGAGGUGUAUGAGACACAUGCUCGCAUCGCUCUGGAAAAGGGCGACCACGAGGAGUUCAACCAGUGCCAGACCCAGCUGAAGGCACUGUAUAAAGACUGCCCAUCGGACAACGUGGGAGAAUUCACUGCCUACAGAAUUAUCUACUACAUCUUUACUAAAAAUUCUGGAGACCUGACAACUGAGCUUGUGUACCUGACCCCUGAGCUCCGUGCUGAUCCGUGUGUAGCUCAUGCUCUUGAGCUCCGUACUGCCUGGGCGCUUGGAAACUUCCACCGGUUCUUCAAACUCUAUCAGAAUGCUCCACGUAUGGCUGCUUACCUUAUCGAUAAGUUUGUGGAGCGUGAAAGAAAUAUAGCGUUGAGGGCCAUCCUUAAAACGUUCAGGCCCUCUGUGCCGGUGGAGUAUGUGCAGUCCAGCUUGGCCUUCCCAGAUUUAGACUCAUGUUUAGCAUUUCUAACAGGGCUUGGGGUUACAUUUACCCCGUCUGACCCAAGCAAAAUAGAUUGUAAAAUUAGCUCAGCCAAUCUUACAGCCUCAUAGUAUGGGGAGUGGGUGGGGACAACCAGAGAAUUUUCAUUUAUAUAUCUUAAAAAGACAGACUGUAGAUAAGGGACCAGAUAUCUGCAUAAUAGACACACUCACUCUAGUGCUGAUCAUAUUUAUGAAAGAUAUCUCAGAUUUUAUAACUCUUGUAGAGUGAUGGACUUUCUGACAGAUGGAUAGAUGACACAGCACACACAGGGAUUUAGGUGCCAUAUUCAAGACCCACUAGAGCCUAUUCACACACCCCUUUUCGUGAAAUAUCAGGCAACUGAUUUAACUUGUGCACACUCCCUUACAGCAAUAGAAAAAGAGGCAAAGAUCUGAUGGGGUCGGGUCAGCAGAUCAUGUCAGGUCCCACAUCACAGAGCUCAAAAAGCAUUUAAGCUAACAGUGUUGUGUUCUCAUGUUUCUUUCCUCUCAAGCAAACAGCCGCAAAGCUCAAGACCAGAAAACGUCACGGUUAAUCCAGAAUAUAAUCUGAGCCAGUUUCCACCAACAACGUACCAGCUCAUCAAGCCGCCUCCUGCAAAGUUUUGGUCAUCUAUAAUGGACUUUAAAGCCAAGUGAGCUUCAAUGCAAUCCUUCAAGCAAGAAGAGGAUGGUUUGUAUUCCCUAUCUUUCUCUUUGCCUGAGAUGUCUUCAGUGAGUAACUGGUGGAGGUGCUCUGUUAGAUCUCCCGCCUCCCGUCAUCUCUAAGAUCCAAAUGCUGAUAGCGUGUAAUAUUUGGACUGAGCUAUGUCAACACAACCACCCUAAGAAAUGCAGAUUAGGCCUUGUUCCACAACAUAAGUUCCCACACAGUCUCCUGCGCAUCAUCAACACAAGAAGCUGGCCUUCGUUAGUCAUAGAUACCCUCCUAAUUGUUCCUCAACACCCAGGAUACACAGCUCAGUGACUCAAUCUGUCUGAAUAGGGCCAGCCCUUUUAAAAGUCAUCCACGUCCACUUAGGCCAUUCAUUCGCUAGAUUUCACCACCGGCUUCUGAAGAUCAAAGUCCCCUACAAACCAUAGAAGGUCCCUACGCCUAACACGCAAGAAAAAGCAAGCUCAGUUUUCCUUCACAGCAAGUUGCCAGCUGUCAUCGCUCCAGAUGGUGAUAUCCACUAGUCACCUCACUCCUGCAAGGGUGUCCACUCGCCCACUGGGGUUUGGAAAAGCAUGGGUUUGUAUGGCUCCUUAAGCUUUGGCCACGUCUACUGGUAAUGGCUGGUAAGAAGGACUUGAUGUUUCGAGAAGCAUGGUGGAUCUUCAUUCAGCUUGGGAUGAUUGGCUUGGUAUCUGUUAACCCUUCUGGCAGGUUGGGAAUUUGUCCUUUCUCAUUUUAAAACGGGCCUAAUACCGAGCCUUGCUGCACCCCUUAUCUGAAAGAUUGACACAGAAAUAUCCAUACUAAAAAAGUUUAAAAGAUCUGCUUAUUUUAGAUGGAUAUUACUGUAAUACAGUAGCAAAUCUCAGAGAUAUGGUAUCAUGGUCUUAAUCUAGUCAAUUUACACACAAAUGCAUUGUAGUAGUUAAAGUAUUGCAACGUUCAUCUAACGCUCAUUGAUUUCUUGACGGACUUUGAAAUUGGAGUUGCCACUUAUCAGUUCCAUUGUAAGUGAGCAAGGAGCAUUUGCUAUUGACGUAAUCAGGUUUAUUGAAUGUUAUUAAGAUCUAGCACGGGUCUGAAAUAUGUGUGCUUUUGCAAGAUGUGCUCAGGGCCACUACGAGCAGAAAGCAACACCUCAUUGGUGAAAUAUGUACAUAUGUUCUCAUGUAAAUAAUGUGUAAAGUGAGAUUUAUUUCUUUUUCCUUAUAGUUGCUUUGAUUUCAUAGCUUAUUUUGGUUUGUUUGUACAAUGGUAAGUGUCGUUUUGAACUAUACAGUAAUUUUGCUGGCAGUUUUAGAAGUUUAAAUAUAUUUUGGGUGGUGACCAUGUGCACAUUCAUGCUGUUUAGUGCAAAUAAUUGACUUCAUGUUAAAAUUCUUACAUUUUUUGUUCCCAUAGACAUCAAUUACAUGUUAGAAACUAAAACAUCAAAUCUACACUCGUGAAGAAGUCAGGGAUUCAUGAAUUGAUAAAAAUGCCAAAUCUUUCACUUUCUUACGCAUUUUUUGUCAUAUUUACUUACUUUUUCUUAAGUCAUCUUAAAUUUACUCCCUUCCGUUUUGUUUAGCAUUGUCCGUGUUUCCCUAUUCAGCUUUUCUUGCUCUCAUACCUGUAAAAAUUCACUUAAGAGACAAAAGUAUUCAACAGUAAGAGAAAGAUUUGGUUUGAAUGCUGUUUUGUUUUUUUCUUUUUUUUUUUUUUUCUUUCCCCCAAGAUACUGCUUAUUUGCAGUUUAACUGAUGUGAAGUUGGGAAAUGGUUAUAAACAAUCAAUUACAGUAUUUUUAGCUCAUUUUGUUUACCUUAGAGCUUUAUCUUGUAUUUGGUUGUACAUUGUAAAUGAAUUCUUUGCUGGUUGCCACACUGACUUUGCUCUCCUCUCCUCCUCAACCUUCAACCCCUCCCACCUCCUUGUUCUCCUCUCUCUCCUCCUGCACUCCUUCAUUACCAGAUUCUCUCUCUCUUCUUGCAGUCAUGCACAUUCGGAGCAAAGCAAGAGAUGAAAAGAUGAGGGCAAAACUAAUCCAGAGGCACACUGGAAAAUGGGCAUUGAGAAAUCCAGACAUCAGCCAAAUGAGAUUCUUCAUUGUGUCUGUUGUUUGUCUGAUGCAUUUGUCAUUUUGAGGAGAGCCUGGUGAUUUCAGUUUGCAAUGUUUUUCUUCAUGCCGAUCUCUGAAGCUUUUUGAAAACGUGACAAAAACACCAUGUCAGUCUGAAAAUUAUGUAUGGGAUUUAUUUUAGGAUUUGCUCCAUUUAUUAGAAUUGCUGCUGUAUGUUCAGGUCUGUCUUUUGUCUUAACAUUGCUUUUUUUUUUUACUUUAAUUUGAUAGGGGUUUUGUUUUGACUGCUUUUUUUUUUUUUUUUUUUUUUUUCCUUUUUGCUGCAAUUACUGUUGUUUACUGCUGUUUUGUUUUUGACUGAGGUUUCUUAUUUUUAACUUUGGGGUUUAAUAUAAGCUGUAGAAUUGCAUACUAGACAUACCUGGACAUACAGAUGAUUAAACAUUUUCUACUCAUGUAAGCUCUAAGCAGAAGGUUAGAGAAAAUCUUGCAGUAAUGUCUCUCAGGUCUCUAAUGAUUGUUGAUUGGCUGCCCAUAAUGCAUAUUAUUUAACGAUUGUCCGAAGCAAUGUUAAUCGUCUCAAUUUAUACCACUGUUUUCUUUUGUUUUCUUUUAUGAAAUGUAUUUUUAGCCCUGUGUAAUGUUUUCACAGCAGUAUUACUAACAGUCUCAUCCCUCUCUUCACGUGUUGCCUGUCCUCUUGCAUAUCUAAUUUCUUUAACUUCUUUCCUCUGCAUCAGCUCUGGUUUUCUUUCUGAUCAUAUUUUGUUGUUUAGAUUUGCCGCUCUACGUGUUCUUACAUCGUUUCAACUUUAGCCAUUUACUUUUUUGCUUUUUGUCUUCUUUAAUUCUGCAUGUUCCUCUUCUGUCUCCCUCUUCUUUCCUCUGAGUUGUGUAAUGCAAUGUUGUGAUUGGUUUAUAUGUAGUCAGUGCUUGGCAGUAAGUAUUAUUUUUCGAUUGGACUGUACUUGCAACUGUUUCUUCUCUUACAGCUCAACCUCACAAAGCCCUAAUGUCUCUCUGCCCUAUCUAGAGCUCCGUGUGUUAAUAUACAGUGGAGUUCACAAAGAAAAUACUGCCGUUUGUAGAUGCUGAUCUGUACAUAAUGUACUUACUUUCUUAUCUUGAAAGAAAAAUAAAGAAUUAAAUCUCA
Labeo rohita (rohu) is the source of this 6436-nucleotide messenger RNA. It is a transcript of the gene leng8, whose product is annotated as leukocyte receptor cluster (LRC) member 8. The transcript has 16 exons. The record is from RefSeq and is a predicted model, not a curated record. NCBI's taxonomy places the organism in Eukaryota, Metazoa, Chordata, Actinopteri, Cypriniformes, Cyprinidae. The coding region runs from base 110 to 2632 and encodes 840 amino acids. Gene Ontology annotation, cellular component: nucleus.